Molecule: messenger RNA, 1441 nt
Organism: Oreochromis aureus
Lineage: Eukaryota; Metazoa; Chordata; Actinopteri; Cichliformes; Cichlidae
Product: MAD2L1-binding protein-like
Exons: 3
Coding region: 1-972 (323 amino acids)
Biological process (GO): regulation of exit from mitosis
Cellular component (GO): nucleus
Molecular function (GO): cysteine-type endopeptidase inhibitor activity
Source: RefSeq, a predicted model, not a curated record
AUGUGGAAGGUCGCUUUGACUGUUCUUGCGGCCGUUUUGGCCGUUGGAUAUGGGGCCAUGGUCGGGGGCUUUAGAGACGCCGAUAUCAACGAUGAAGGUGUGCAAAACGCUCUCCACUUCGCCGUCGUCCAACACAACAGAGGCAGCAACGAUUUGUACCUCAGUCAAGUGGCAGAAGUGAUCAAGGUUCAGUCACAGGGAGGUUUUAAACAUAUUAAAGUGACUGCCAGUAUACAAGGUGAUGCAGAGGACAGAGAUGCCGAGGUGGUGAGGAGGGCACAGGAGGAAGGCUGCGUGAAUGUGGUCUUCCCAGGGACUGUAACUCAGGAAGGCUGCUGUCGUUUUGUCAGCGAGAUCCUCAAGUGCAUCCUCUAUCAAAGACAGCAACUCCCCAUGACGUACGACCAGUUGGUAUACUCCCAGAGGAAGCAGCAGGCGUCGGUGCAGGACAAAGACGUAGUGAAUCGAAGACCGGUGCAUUCUGCAGACAUGGAUUGGCGCAAGUGUCAGCAGACCCUUCAGGAGCUGGAGGAGGUGCUGCAGCAGCUGGAGGUGCUGUUCUCUCUCAGCAGGGUGCCCCGCGUGCUGCUGUUAAUGGGUGGCUCGCUUGUCCUCCCCAAAGAGCUGUACGAGAUAAACAUGGAGUCCCUGGCAUCAUCCGGUGGGAGUCAGUGUCUACGGGUGUCAUCGUGCUUGAGGCAGAUCUUCCGUACACUGUUUGUGGCUGACCUUUUGUCUGACGCCAGACCUGUUCGUUUAAUGCCCACCACAGUCUUGGUGCUGGCUCACAGGGACUGCGGUGUAGGCUGGUUUCACCCAAACUCCAAUUUAAAGUCCCAACUCGUAAAAAAACAAAUCAUCGUUCUGUCUAGCGAUCCAAACGUCUGCAAGGAACCCAGGGCGGAGGGGUCAGACUGGGAGGAUUAUGUGUGGUUUCAGGCACCCGUGACUAUUAAGGGCUUCAGUAACUGACCCUAAAAGUUGGACAGUCUUUAGAGUGUAGCACUUUCUUUCUGGUGCUUGUGUAUUACAAUAAAUGUUAACAGCAAUCCAAGGGAACUUUAAACAUUUUUGUUUUUUUAUUAAGAUGUACAUAUUUUAAUCAAUUUUGACUUAUUCUUUUGUUUCAGAGUAUGUCCAUUCAAACAAUAGUGAAAUAAACAGUAUGGUGUGCUACCCCUUUUUCUUUUACAAAUUAUCGUUUAAAAGAAUGUUUGUCCUCAUUUAACACAGAGCAAUACACACACACUGUUAGUGCAAUACAUUUUUAAUGACCAAGACUUCUUUAUGCCAGUGUCAUCUGUGUAUGUUUACAUAUAUCAAAAGCUUGCAAAUGACUUGAAUGUCACGAAUCAAGCGAUAAGAUGCUGCGUGGUGUAAAAAUGUUCAACUUAAGUAUUUGUAUGUCUCCUGCUUGAAAUAAUAAAGGACAGAUGUGCUA